AUGUGGUUUGCCUUGCUCAUGGCUUUGGGAAUCUCGCUGCCACCCCUAAUCCCAAGCAUCCCUGGUGUCACCGAACCUCUCUAUGACAUCGUCCCCCCAUUGCCCAUCAUCCAAGUCCCUCUGCCACCCCUCGACAGCCCUCCCUUCACUGCCAGCGACCUCAAGCCCAAGAAGAUCGGCUACUUCUGGACUGGCGCUGGCGACAAGAGACACAAAGAUUUCCUUGCUACGUACAGCUUGGACGACGAUACCUUCGGCCAGCUCAUCUAUGUUACGGAUGUCCCCAGCAGCGGCAACGAUCCCCACCAUUUGGGCCCAUCCCUCGAUGGCAAGACCUUGGUAGGAGGAGGGCUGCUGUCCCUGCUCAAGCUUCAGGACACUGCCUUCUACUUUGACACCUCCAACCCCUAUCGUCCCCAAUUCCUGAAGAGCAACCGUGCUCUCUUGUCGUCCAUCACAGACGAGAUCCGCGCCAAGCCAGAUGGCGGCUUUUUCAUCACCUACAUGGGCUCUGCUGCUGGCACCUCCCCUGGCCGUCUCGUCGAGACCGACGCCAACUUCAACGUCAUUCAUGAAUGGCCUGAGGAUGUCGAAGGAACUCUCAACAUUCUGGGAGAGCAAUUCUCGCCCCAUGGUCUGAGCAUUGACUUCGAGAAGGACAUCAUCCUGACCUCGGACUUUGUCGUCCCCGUCACCAUCCUCAAGCCGACUGUUGGCAUCGCACGUGCCAACACGCUUCGCCUGUGGGAGCUGUCGUCCCGCAAGAUCAUUAGCACCAUUGAGAUCCCUGAUGGUGGCGGCAUCCAGGAUGUCAAGUUCAUCCCCGGCAACCCCGAGUCCGCGGCACUCGCAACUGCCGUGCACCUGGGACAGGUCUGGAUCAUCUAUCCCUUCCGCAAGGGUGCGAAUGGCAAGCAGGGCGUUGCUGAGCUGCUGUACGACCUCGGGCCCAGAGCUCGUGAUGUCAUUGCGAUCUACUCCGACAUCUCGCAAGACGGUCGCUUCGCCUACUUCACGCUGACCACCUCCAACCACAUCGCCGCGCUCGACAUCUCCGAUCUGAACAACGUCAAGCGUCUCGACGACCCAGACGAGCAGCAGCCUACUGUGGGGCCGCACUACGUCAAACUGACGCCUGACCAGCAACAUCUCGUGGUGACCGACUACUUUGUCCAGACUGGUGACAUCGGCAUUGUCAACACACCAGCAGAUUACAGAGCUCUGUACAUCGACGUCAACAAUGACGGCUCGCUGAGUUUCAACAGGAGCAUUGACUUCUUGACCGAGUUCUCGAACCGCGGCGGCGGCAGGCCCCACUCUGCCGUCGUGUUCGACCUGACGGACCCGGAGAACCCGUUCUACUACUAGGAGGGGUAAGAUUCGCGGUGAGAUGUCGACAGGUCUUCGCGCUCGAUCCAGUCAAUAGUAUCACGUAGAAUUUGUUGCCUCUGCAAGGUUUAGCCACCACAAUCCCAAAAUGUUAAUUUGGGCUCGGAUAGCC
Messenger RNA from Microdochium trichocladiopsis, 1501 nucleotides. RefSeq lists its product as uncharacterized. Lineage: Eukaryota; Fungi; Ascomycota; Sordariomycetes; Xylariales; Microdochiaceae. Gene Ontology annotation, molecular function: selenium binding; protein binding. The record is from RefSeq and is a predicted model, not a curated record. The transcript is spliced from 5 exons. The coding region runs from base 1 to 1368 and encodes 455 amino acids.